This is a messenger RNA of Dictyostelium purpureum, 2115 nucleotides long. RefSeq lists its product as uncharacterized. The transcript has 4 exons. The coding region runs from base 1 to 2115 and encodes 704 amino acids. Gene Ontology annotation, molecular function: lanosterol synthase activity. NCBI's taxonomy places the organism in Eukaryota, Evosea, Eumycetozoa, Dictyosteliales, Dictyosteliaceae. Gene Ontology annotation, biological process: triterpenoid biosynthetic process; cholesterol biosynthetic process. The record is from RefSeq and is a predicted model, not a curated record. Gene Ontology annotation, cellular component: lipid droplet.
AUGACACAAACACAUUGGAGUCUAAAGGUAGACAGAGGUAGACAAGUUUGGGAAUACUCUGAAGAAAAAAAGGAAGCCACUGAUGUCGAUAUCCAUUUAUUAUUAUUAAAAGAACCCGGCACUACCACACCACAAGGUUGUGAUUUAAACAAAGCACAAACUCCACAAGAAGCUAUCUUAAAAGCUUUCCAAUAUUUCUCAAAAGUUCAAACUGAAGAUGGUCAUUGGGCAGGUGAUUAUGGUGGUCCAAUGUUUCUCUUACCAGGUUUAGUUAUUACUUGUUAUAUCACUGGUUUCAAACUUCCAGAAUCAACCGAAAAAGAAAUUAUUAGAUAUUUAAUCACCAGACAAAAUCCAACUGAUGGUGGUUGGGGUCUCCAUAUUGAGGCUCAUUCAGAUAUUUUUGGUACAGCAUUACAAUAUGUUACAUUAAGACUUUUAGGUGUUCCAGCUGAUCAACCAAAUGCUAAAAAGGCUAGAGAAUUUUUACAUGCAAAUGGUGGUACUGUUGGUAUCCCAUCAUGGGGUAAAUUUUGGUUAGCAACUUUAAAUGUAUAUGAUUGGGAAGGUUUAAAUCCAAUUCCAAUCGAAUUUUGGUUAUUACCAUACAACUUACCAAUUGCUCCAGGUAGAUGGUGGUGUCAUUGUCGUAUGGUUUACUUACCAAUGUCUUAUAUCUAUGCUAGAAAAACAACUUGCAAGUUAACUGAUUUAGUUAAAGAAUUAAGAAAGGAAUUAUAUAUUACUGAUUAUGAUAAAAUCAAUUGGUCAGAACAAAGAAAUAAUAUUAAUAAAUUAGAUAUGUACAAUCCACAUACCACCUUAUUAAAUAUUAUCAAUUCAACAUUAGGUGCUUAUGAAAAAGUUCAUUCAGGAUGGUUAAGAAAGAAAGCUAUUGAUUACACCUUUGAACAUAUUAGAUACGAAGAUGAACAAACUAAAUACAUCGAUAUUGGUCCAGUUAAUAAAGUCAUUAAUAUGUUAUGUGUUUGGGAUCGUGAAGGUUGUUCACCAAACUUUUAUAAGCAUGCCGAUCGUCUCAAGGAUUAUUUAUGGUUAAGUAAUGACGGUAUGAAAAUGCAAGGUUAUAAUGGUAGUCAACUUUGGGAUACUGCAUUCACUAUUCAAGCUUUCAUCGAAACUGGUAUUGCCAAUCAAUUCCCAGAAUGUAUGAAGAAAGCCAACGAAUAUUUAGAUAUUUCUCAAGUACCAAAUGAUUCACCAAAUAUGGAUGUUUAUCAUAGACAUUUCUCUAAAGGUGCAUGGCCAUUUUCAACAGUUGAUCACGGUUGGCCAAUCUCUGAUUGUACAGCAGAAGGUAUUAAAUCAGCUUUAGCUCUUCGUUCACUUUCAUUUAUCGAUCCAAUUUCAUUAGAAAGAGUUGCAGAUGGUGUCAAUGUUAUCCUUACUCUUCAAAAUAAAGACGGUGGUUGGGCUUCAUACGAAAAUAAACGUGGUCCAAAUUGGUUAGAGAAAUUCAAUCCAUCAGAAGUUUUCCACAAUAUUAUGAUCGAUUAUUCAUAUGUCGAAUGUAGUGCUGCAUGCAUCCAAGCAAUGUCAUCUUUCCGUAAAUAUGCACCAAGUCAUCCACGUAUCAAAGAAAUUAAUCAUUCCAUUCAAAGAGGUGUUAAAUUUAUUAAAUCAAUUCAAAGACAAGAUGGUUCAUGGAUCGGCAGUUGGGGUAUUUGCUUUACUUAUGGCACAUGGUUUGGUAUUGAGGGUUUAGUUGCCGCUGGUGAACCAUUAAAUUCACCAAAUAUCAUUAAAGCUUGCAAAUUCUUAGUUUCAAAACAAAGAGCUGAUGGUGGUUGGGGUGAAUCUUUCAAAUCUAAUGUCACUAAAAAUUACGUUCAACAUCCAGAAACCUCUCAAAUUGUUAAUACUGGUUGGGCUCUCUUAUCUUUAAUGUCUGCUAAAUAUCCAGAUAGAGAACCAAUUGAAAGAGGUAUCAAAUUCCUUAUCUCAAGACAAUAUGCUAAUGGUGAUUUCCCACAAGAAUCAAUUAUUGGUGUAUUCAAUUUCAAUUGUAUGAUUAGUUAUUCAAACUAUAAGAAUAUUUUCCCAUUAUGGGCAUUAGCCAGAUACAAUAAUUUAUAUUUAAAAAAUAAAUUAUAA